AUGCAGUUAGGGUUGGAUGUUGAUGAUGAUGCGUCUAAGUUAGUUGCUUUAAAAGGGGGGCAGCUGCAUGGAAUUCAGCACAGCACCUAAACGCAACGCUCCAUCAUCAUCUCCAUCAUCAUCAUCAUCUCCAUCAUGAACGGCCACUGCAACUGCAAUUCGAGCGACGUCACCGCCGAGGAGUUCCACUGCAACAACGACCUGAGCGUCAAGAAGGCGGCGGCGCCGGCGGCGCACCGCAAGCUCCAAGAGGGCUCCCGCAAGGAGAAGGAGGACCAGUGUCGGCUGCCCACCCUGCAGGCCGCCUACACCAGCAUCCUGCGGGAGCUCGGCGAGGACGCCGACCGCCAGGGUCUCCUUCGCACGCCGUUGCGCGCCGCCCAGGCCAUGCAGUUCUUCACCAAGGGCUACCACGAAACCGUGGACGACGUGCUGAACGACGCCAUCUUCGACGAGGACCACAACGAGAUGGUGAUCGUGAAGGGCAUCGACAUGUUCUCCCUGUGCGAGCAUCACCUGGUGCCCUUCUUCGGCAAAGUCCACAUCGGGUAUAUUCCAGACAAGAAAGUGGUGGGGCUGAGCAAGCUGGCGAGGAUUGUGGAGAUCUUCAGUCGAAGGCUUCAAGUUCAAGAGCGUCUCACCAGGCAGAUUGCCACCGGGUUAUCCGAGGCCCUGCAGCCCAAAGGAGUUGCCGUGGUGAUUGAGGCAGCACACAUGUGCAUGGUGAUGCGCGGCGUGCAGAAGAUGAACAGCCGCACGGUGACCAGCUCCAUGUUGGGGGUCUACCUAGAAGACCCCAAAACCCGGGAGGAGUUCCUGACCCUCACCCAGCACUGAGAAGACCUCAAGGCGGAGCCGUAAACGCACAAACCAAAGAAAGUCACAAACCUAAGCCUGAAACUUUUCAGCGCCACAGCUUUGAUGAUUUGUAACGUCACUGUUAUUACCGGUGACCCCCUACAGCAAUAUACAAAUAUGUAAAAUUAUUAAAAUUGUGAUAAAUGUAUUCAUUAUAGUAUGUGAAAUUAUUUUGACUUUUACUACCCUGACGGGAAUUUUAUUGGUGCUUGUGCAAAAAGGUGCUGUUUAAACUUUAAACC
Molecule: messenger RNA, 1100 nt
Organism: Phycodurus eques (leafy seadragon)
Lineage: Eukaryota; Metazoa; Chordata; Actinopteri; Syngnathiformes; Syngnathidae
Gene: gch2
Product: GTP cyclohydrolase 2
Biological process (GO): tetrahydrobiopterin biosynthetic process; tetrahydrofolate biosynthetic process
Cellular component (GO): cytoplasm
Molecular function (GO): zinc ion binding; GTP cyclohydrolase I activity; GTP binding
Source: RefSeq, a predicted model, not a curated record